CGUGGAUGGCGGGAAUAUCUCUUAUUCUCAAUCUACUGAAGAGCGCACAGGGUUCCUCCUCCUCUUCCUCCUCCUCCGCCCUAUUGCUCCAUUCACAUGCUCUCCUCACAGCUAGUGCCGCCGCCUCGGCGGCCGCCGCGUACAUCGCUGCCUCCAAGCCCUUCGCUUCUAGAGCCAUUUUCGGUGAUGGAGGAAUUUCUGUUGCCUAUUGUGAUGCUGGUGCCACUAUUGCAUGGAAUGAAAACUACAUCCCCAAUCUUAGUAGUGCAACUGAAAAUGAGAAGUCAAUUACAUUUAAGUGUAAAGAGUACCCAAUAGAGCUUAGGCCUCUAUUCUCAGCUUUUCAACUUAGAUCUCUGGCUCUCACAUCCCUAAGGUCCUUCUUGCAGUUCUAUUUGCCCCUUAUUGAAGUUCAUCCACCAGUAGAAGAUGGUGAUGAUCUCCUACAAGAUGAGCCCAAAGAAAGCCAUGUUGAUUUAUUGACCCCAUUCCACAAUUCACUCAAACAAAUAGUUCGUGAGGAAAGGUUAUUUUUUGAAGAAAGAAGGGACAAGUUCUUUCAAAAACAAAUGCCAGUCACCUUUCAAGAGAGAUAAAUAUGCCACCAGCAAAGGAUAAGCAGUGCUUAAAUGCAUAUAUGGAAAUAACGAUGAAAGGAGUUACACCACACUUUCCUUGGCAUAUAAAUCUGUUGGCCUUCCUUGUUGUCACUAGUAGCCUAUUCUGUUUAUCAGCUCUAGUAGACCUUCUUAGCAUCCUCGUCGAAGUUGGAGUGGGACUUUGAGAAUGACCAAACUAACCUUAUUGAUUGACUUUGGAACUUCAAAUAUAGCUUUGUGUUGAAGGUUUGAUGUGCCUGCUGAAAACUGCUUUAAG
This is a messenger RNA of Dendrobium catenatum, 876 nucleotides long. RefSeq lists its product as uncharacterized. NCBI's taxonomy places the organism in Eukaryota, Viridiplantae, Streptophyta, Magnoliopsida, Asparagales, Orchidaceae. The record is from RefSeq and is a predicted model, not a curated record. The transcript is spliced from 3 exons. Bases 6 to 596 code for a protein of 196 amino acids.